UCCCCAGCCCACCCACCCCCCUGUACAGAAUGUCUGCUUUGGGUGCGGUUUUGUACUCGGUUUGGAAUGGGGAGGGAGGAGGGCGGGGGGGAGGGGAGGGUUGCCCUCAGCCCUUUCCGUGGCUUCUCUGCAUUUGGGUUAUUAUUAUUUUUGUAACAAUCCCAAAUCAAAUCUGUCUCCAGGCUGGAGAGGCAGGAGCCCUGGGGUGAGAAAGGCAAAAAACAAACAAAAAAACAAAACCCUGGAGUGUUAGGAGGAGAGUGAAGGUAGAGGGGUGAGGAAGGGUAAGGGGCAGGGCUGGUUUGGAGCUGGGGGCUCUCACCAACCCUCCUUUCAGCCUCUACAACAGAGCAGCUUCCCAGACUUUUCCAGAAACCCAGAAACGGGAUGAUUGUCGACAAAGGUUGGGAGUGGCUUUUCCUCUGGUAGCCAUGCACCUGAACAUACAAACAAGGAGGCAGGUGCCACCCUGACACCCCUCUUCCAUAGCAAUGGGAAAGUGAUGAGUAGGGGAGUCCUGAGGAGAUGUGGCCUGCAGAAGACACGCAGCCAUGCAAGGACCCAGGAGUUUAACCUGGGGAGGACGCAGGUCCCUGCAAGGAAGAGUAGAUUUGGAGAGGAAGGCAAUGAACAAAGCCAGUCCCUUUCCAUAGGAACUGCCCUUGGAGAUUGCAGAGGGUGGCUGCCCCUCCUUGCUCCAGCAGCUGUGGGAGAGGCACUGCUCUGGGGCCUGCACUGCCUCUGCUUCCCCUGCUGAGGGGCCCCUCACUCUUACCCAAGACUCUGGAUUGUUGCAUGGCAACCACUCCUCCCAUGGCAUUGCUCAGCAACUACUCCUCCCAUCCUGGCCACCCUGUGCCCCCUUCCUGGUCCCAACGCCAGCCCUUAGUCCUUCCUCCCUCAGCAGCCAGGCAGACAUAACAACAAAACUACUAAAAGGAACUUCACUGCACUGAGCUGUUUCCUGCCCAGACUAAGGGAAUAAUGUGAACUGUGUGCACGUGUGUGUAGUGUGUAUACUUGUGUGCAUGUGUGCGUGUGUGUGCAUGUGCGUGUGAGUGAGAGGCAGAGCGAGGGACUGAGGAGGAGGGCUAAGAGCCAGGGGUCCUGGGCAAGUGGACAGGGCUGUGGGACAUGUCGGGGAGGCUUUGGGAAUGGGGUAUUCCUAGUCAGGGUUCACACCUCACCUGGGAUGUUGUUCCAUGCUGGUAUUUCCUCUGCCACCCCCAAUGUCCAUCCGUCUUGGAGAAAGGAGUCCCUGGGUGUGUGUUUGCCCAGCUGUCCAUUCUAUCUCUCCCUGAAACCUGAAACACAGAGCAUUCAGCCCUUCCCUGGAUUUCCCUCCUCUGAGCCAUGGAGUCAGUGCCACAGCCUUUGCUAUGCACCUCUCAGGCCUCUCCUUGGCGUUGACCCUGGAACGACCUACCACCACCUAUUUUUCCCAUAGUCUGUACCCAGUGAGUUGAAGGCUGGAUCCCCACCCUUCCUUUUGGUUUCCUGUCUUCCUUCUCAUGGCCCCAGCUGGUUGCCGUGGAGAUGAGGUUCCUGGUCCUCCCUGUCCUGGCCGGACUGCCCCGCCUCAGAUCCAGGAUGCCCUUGGCAUCGCUCCCACCCUCUGCCAGCUUUUCCUCCCUGCUCUGACAACGGGCAUGCAAAAAGGGGCAGCUGCAAUCUAGCAGGUCUGCCCACCCCCUUCAGUUCAGGUAAUACCGUUUUGAAUCUUCCAGCCGCUGGUUAGGGCCCUGGGCACCACAGGCAGCCCCUCACCUAAGCCAGGGCCUACUCCUCUUACAACAGCAAGGGGGCCCUGGGGCCCCAGGCCUGUCGAGCUUCUUGUCUCCCAGCACCUGCUUUUGGGAAAAUGACUUUUCCUCUUCAAGCUGAACCACUCUGUCCAUAUUACACAGAAGCCAUAUUUGUACGGGGGGUGGGAGGGAGAGGGGCUCUUGUGCUGUGUGUGUCUGUCCAAGGUGGGGGGUGGGGAAGGGAGCAGGGAGGGGACCGUGUAUCUUUAUAAUCUUUCUAACUCUCCUGUGCUAAUCUCAGAGGGGCCACCCUCAAUAUAUCUGGAUUAUCCGUGUCGUUCAGCUGCCUCCUUUCUGCUCCUCUUGCUGCUGCUGGGAUGUGUGUAUGUGAGAGUCUUCUUCCCCUACCCCUUGCACGUGGUGCCUGGUGCCUCAAAAGGUGGUGUGUCCCUUGCCAGGCCACUUUCAAGGAUAUCUAUGUACAGCAACAAUAUAACUCGCCAAGGGAGAGAAGUGUGUUCACCUCCUUUUGCUAAGCCCUUCCUUUCCGGAGAGUGUCUUGGGGGGCGUCUGACUGCUUCCCCCCACCCUCUGCCAGGCAUUGCUGGAGAGUGUUGAGACGGCGAUGGAGACACCAUCAACCCCACCCUGGAGAGCAUCACCAGACACCACCAGACCAAACUCACUUUCCAGCCCCUUCAUGUUGAACCUGAAACUUGAGCUAGUGUCUGGGGAGAAAAGGGGGAAAUCUCUACGAGGUACCCAUCCUUCUGCACCUUGGGUCUGAGGUGCUUGGCCCCUUAGGAAGCCCUACAUGAAUGGGACAGAAGGUCCUUAAAAACACUGGGGAUGAAGCAGCCGAUGCUGUUUUGGACAAAUGGAACAGUGUCCCCUAACCAGCCCUUUCUAUCUCAUUGCGCUGACUUGGACAUGCCAUGGCUCACCAUUCCCAAAGUCCCCACUGUGUCUCCCCAACUGAGGAAAUAAAAGCAGAGAGGGGUGAUGAAACAGUGAAGAUCCUGGGGAAACAGCUGAGGAGGGGAGGCAGGGGGAAGAGGCCACUAAAAAGAAGUGAAAUGGGCCUAGGAGAAUCGGCCUGCCUGCAGGGUAGAUGCUCUUUCUCUCUGCUGGCCACCUCUGCCCCUCAGUGAGAAACUUUGCAUAUUGCUAAGAUGCCUGACCAAUGAAGCAGUUUCAGAGACUUUAUGUCCCUCAGUAGAAAUAUGAAUAAGAUCACCCUGUGGGCAAUGGUCCCAUUUUAAAAUAUGCUGUCCCAUUGUCCCCUAGAGCCUACUUUAACUUGUCAGACCAUGUAUUCCACUUCGUAUGCAAGAGGCAUGCACCGAGCCUAUAGGUGGCUAGGCAUACACUCAAUAGCUCCCUGAAAUGGCUUCAUUAGGCAGCCUCGACAGCCACCCCAGCCCUCCCACUCUCAUACUGAAACACUCAGACCUAGAGAUAGCCAGACACACCCAGACACCCGCCAAGCCCCUCACAUACAGAUAUGUGCACACUGAUACACAGCAAACGUACACAGAGAUCAGCACACACAAAGAGCCCACGCCCACAUGCACACACCCCUCAGGUGGGACGGAUUCGACCACCACCACCUUUCCCCCAAACACAUGGCUCUUGAACUGCCUUUCCUUGGAUCAAGUUCAAGGGGAUGGAGGAGCAGUGAGAGUCAGCCGCCCUUCCAUUCCAAUUUCCCAGCACCUCCCUUAUCUCUGCUUCACAAGUCACCCAGCCCCCCUCUUUUCCUUCCUUGUGCUUGAAGAGUCUCUACUUGGUGGAAAACCCCCUGGUUUCUCAACCUCCCUUUCCACUUCGGUAAAAUGCCCACUUUCUGGUCCCCACCUUUUUCCUGAGUGCAGUCCCGACCAGUCAAAUCCAAUCUCAAAACAGGAAGCCCCGAGGCCAGUGCCCCCCGUAGACUUGAGGCUUGUGCAGGCAGUGGGCGUGGGGUAAGGCUUCCUGAUGCCCCCUGUCCCUGCCCGGAACCUGAUGGCCCUCAUUAGUCCUUGGCUCUUAUCUUGGAAGCACAGGAGCUGACAGCCGUCCCAGCCCUUCUGUCUGUGAACCAAACGGUGCCAUGGGGAACUGUCUGCACCCGGCGGAGCUCUCCCCCUCAACUCAGAACUCAAGUCAGCUGAACAGUGAAGAUUUAUGGAAUUCUUCCUACUAUGGGAAUGAUUCCUUCCCAGAUGUAGACUACGAUGCCAACCUGGAAGCAGCUGCCCCCUGCCACUCCUGUAACCUGCUGGAUGACUCUGCACUGCCCUUCUUCAUCCUCGUCAGUGUCCUGGGCAUCCUAGCUAGCAGCACUGUCCUCUUCAUGUUUUUCAGACCUCUCUUCCACUGGCAGCUCUGCCCUGGCUGGCCUGUCCUGGCGCAGCUGGCUGUGGGCAGUGCUCUCUUCAGCAUUGUCGUGCCCAUCUUGGCACCAGGGCUAGGUAGCACCCGCAGCUCCACCCUAUGUAGCCUGGGCUACUGUGUCUGGUAUGGUUCAGCCUUUGCCCAGGCUUUGCUGCUAGGGUGCCAUGCCUCCCUGGGCCCCAAACUGGGUGCAGGCCAGGUCCCAGGCCUCACCCUGGGGCUCACUGUGGGCCUUUGGGGAGUGGCUGCCCUACUGACACUGCCUAUCACCUUGGCCAGUGGUGCUUCUGGUGGACUCUGCACCCCAAUAUACAGCAUGGAGCUGAAGGCUUUGCAGGCUACACACACUGUAGCCUGUCUUGCCAUCUUUGUCUUGUUGCCAUUGGGUUUGUUUGGAGCCAAGGGGCUGAAGAAGGCAUUGGGUAUGGGGCCAGGCCCCUGGAUGAAUAUCUUGUGGGCCUGGUUUAUUUUCUGGUGGCCUCAUGGGGUGGUUCUGGGACUGGAUUUCCUGGUGAGGUCCAAGCUGUUGCUGUUGUCAACAUGUCUGGCCCAGCAGGCUCUGGAUCUGCUGCUGAACCUGGCAGAAGCCUUGGCAAUUUUGCACUGUGUGGCUACACCCCUGCUCCUUGCCCUAUUCUGCCACCAGGCCACCCGCACCCUCUUGCCCUCUCUGCCCCUCCCUGAAGGAUGGUCUUCUCAUCUGGACACCCUUGGAAGCAAAUCCUAGUUCUCUUCCCACCUGUCAACCUGAAUUAAAGUCUACACUGCCUUUGUGAA
Messenger RNA from Rhinopithecus roxellana (golden snub-nosed monkey), 4898 nucleotides. It is a transcript of the gene ACKR1, whose product is annotated as atypical chemokine receptor 1 (Duffy blood group). Gene Ontology annotation, biological process: chemokine-mediated signaling pathway; regulation of chemokine production; inflammatory response. The record is from RefSeq and is a predicted model, not a curated record. NCBI's taxonomy places the organism in Eukaryota, Metazoa, Chordata, Mammalia, Primates, Cercopithecidae. Gene Ontology annotation, molecular function: C-C chemokine binding. Gene Ontology annotation, cellular component: membrane. The transcript has 2 exons. Bases 3838 to 4848 code for a protein of 336 amino acids.